CUCUCACGUGACUUAUUGCAACUUUUUGCUGCGUCUCCUCGAGGUCUCCUCGAGUUCAUUGUACACACAGUCCUUCGACGCACAGAAGGUGAGUGGCACAGAUAUUGGUGCGCGUGUAACACAUGGCGAGCACGAACACCGUGGCUGGGUCGUCUGACCCCCGCCGUACUAUGAUCUCGCCCGGCACAUUCUCCGAUUACACGACCUCUGUGCAAUCGGCUGCACUGGCUACAACUCGUAUUGCUGCUACUACACUACCACAAGACAUAGAGUUUCACCGUUCUAUACAUGCAUCAUUCGCUGCAGAGCUUGACUCGCUUUCCACACGAGUUCUCCAGCUUACCAACAAGCUUGUGCGACUUGCAGGCUCUGUGGAUAGCGGUGCUACUGGGCGCGGCACAUUGGAUGAUGAGGAUGAUGUAUUGGACGGUUUUAAAUCCCUGAUCGUUGAUCCAGUGGAUAGACUUUUUGAGAGGACAGAUAUGUGUUUGGAUGAUUAUAUGGGGCAUAAGAAAGAGCCUGCUAUCGCUGUUCCCGCUCUACCAAACCAGAGUAACAAUCUAUCAAAGAAAACCCCAGCCCCAAGAGGACGCCUGCACCCUGCGCUACAGCAUGCUUCUCAUUUACCAAAGCCUCAACUGCUGUUCAAUACAAAAGUGGAUAACCGAAAUGAGACGCCGUACAUCCCGACUCGUACCCUUGAACACAAGUGGUGUGCCCGUGUCCCGCUUGGAUACAUAUUCCACGACGAAGACCAGAGUGAGGGCAUGGACGAGGAAGAAAAACAAAAGCUAUCGGCGCACCCCUACUAUUAUGAGCUCACCCAUCCACCAUUCCCUACUCAUCUCUUCUGUCCACCCUCUACCACCAUUCUACCUGCUUCUCUCACAGGUACCGACGUCUCGAAGCACAUAUAUGUCUCGACUCCAUCUGCUCUUUCGUCAAUGGCUACAAAGCUCAAAGCAGCGAAAGAAAUUGCUGUCGACCUUGAACACCACUCAUACCGCACAUACAGAGGGUUUCUUUGUUUAAUGCAGAUUAGCACACGCGAGGAGGAUUUCAUAAUCGACUUGUUGGUACCAAGUGUGCGAGAUUCGAUAAGCAAUGCACUAAGUGAAGUUUUUGCCGAUCCAGAGAUUGUCAAGGUCUUCCAUGGCGCUGAGAGUGAUAUUGUGUGGCUUCAGCAAGACUUCAAUAUUUUUGUUGUUGGACUGUUCGACACAUAUCAUGCCUCAAAGGCCCUAGACUUUCAGAAGCAUGGUCUUGCGAACUUGUUAGAGGCGUUCUGCGACUUCACACCCGAUAAGCGGUAUCAACUUGCUGAUUGGCGCAUUCGUCCAUUGCCAGACGAGAUGCUCACGUAUGCACGCUCCGAUACUCAUUUCCUGCUAUAUAUCUAUGAUCGACUUCGACUCUCCCUUAUCGAGCGUGCACAGAUAGUGCCUGCUCCAGAAGCAUCUUUGUCAAGCACGGUAUCUAGUAUCAUCAAGGGCAGCAUAUCUGACAAGCCAUCACACGCGCUGCUGAAUGAUGUCUUGGCACGUUCGACUCGGACUGCGCUAAGGUUGUAUGACCGCGAGGCAUACGACGCUGAGCUUGGCAUUGGUACCGGCGGCUGGGAUACGCUUGCACGGAAAUGGAACAAGAGUGCAUUGACCAACAGUGCUAGCGAGAUUAAUGGCGUACGAGGUGGCGUAACUGGAGAUGUGUACAGGACAGUGCAUCGGUGGAGGGAGGAUGUAGCAAGGGAGGAGGAUGAGAGUACGAGAUAUGUUCUCCCAAACCACCAACUUUUCACUGUAGCCGAGCGGUCACCUUCCAACGCUGCUCAGCUCCUUGCGCUCUUCUCACACGCCAGCGUUCCGCCCGUCCUACGACGAAGAGCAAGUGAACUUGCGGAAGCCAUCAAGUCCACCAUGGAACAAGUGGGGUCUUCAGAAGUCACUGUUGAGGCUGUCACGGUUACUACAAGUGCCAAAACAGCUGACUCAGCUGCCUUGGCUGGAGUUGUUGUAGGCGAAGAAACUGCAAAAUCUAGACUAUGGGGUUCAGUGGAAGUUUCUUCUUCCUCGGUUGUUCAGCGUGCGUCGUCCUCAUCUCUUUUCGGCCCUCGGAGCGCAGCGGCCGCCGAAGGAAGUUCAUAUUCGGCUUCGCGAAGUUCAUUAUUCGGCGCCACAUUGCCGUUCCGCAGGACGCCUCACAGCUCAGCGCCAAUUAUAUCGUCCAGUAGCAAGAAAUUCCAUGACCUCGUGAUGCAGAUACAUCGGACCCUCGUCAUUGCGCCUAAGCAACCUCAGAUUACUCAAGUUCGUUCUCAGACAAUCUUCGAAUCCAGCGUCUUCUCGGGUUCUGGCUCAACACAUCCAGCAACGCCCGCCCCUGCCGUGACUUCAGCAGAAGCGCCUGACGGAGCUACUAUCUUGGGACAAGUAGAAAUUCCGUUUAUUCCUUCCGAUCAGCGGCAGUCCCGUCUCGCCCCUGUUUCAGACGAUACCAUUGUAUUCGUGGGUCAGGUCAGGCAGAAGAAGCGCAAGCGGAUCAAACCCACAGUAUCGGGCAAACCCCCAAUCGGAGAUCAGGAAGACACGGGUGAGGAUGAGGUAUUUGAUUAUACGACAGUGCCAAACCUCCUUGAUGAUGUCCCGCCUGCCCCCGAGGAGCUUGAUACGAGGAAGAAAAAGAAGCAAAAAGACGUCAAAAGUACUGGAGUCAUAGAGUAUGGCAAUUUUCGCGCACCACCGCGAGAUAUGCGCGAGGUUAAGAGUGGUAACAAAACACAUACGUUUAGAUGACCUCGAUCCAUCCGAAUAACGUUGUAUCUGUAAGGCUAUUUUGCCUUCACAUCCUAACAGGUGUUGUUCAUAUACUACGUCGCUCCUAUGUGUGGUCCGGACAACACCAGUGACUUCUGUUCUCGUGUGAGGGGGCACCAUACUGAGGUCUUCGAACAGGGAUUGCUUUUGUGCUAUUGGACUUGAAACUUGAAACAUCAAUUCCACGAGGCAAACGCAAAUUGUAGCCGUCGAUGCGUGAGCACGGCAGAAGGACCAAAUUGGUAGCAUCUUUCGAAAUCCAGAACAGACUUGCCUGGUAUUUUGUCGGAACAAUCUCCGGCGGUGGGUCGCUAGGCUAGGGUCACCUUCACGCACAA
Suillus paluster is the source of this 3151-nucleotide messenger RNA. RefSeq names its product ribonuclease H-like domain-containing protein. Gene Ontology annotation, biological process: poly(A)-dependent snoRNA 3'-end processing; nuclear polyadenylation-dependent antisense transcript catabolic process; exonucleolytic trimming to generate mature 3'-end of 5.8S rRNA from tricistronic rRNA transcript (SSU-rRNA, 5.8S rRNA, LSU-rRNA). NCBI's taxonomy places the organism in Eukaryota, Fungi, Basidiomycota, Agaricomycetes, Boletales, Suillaceae. The coding region runs from base 123 to 2792 and encodes 889 amino acids. Gene Ontology annotation, molecular function: 3'-5'-RNA exonuclease activity; nucleic acid binding; nucleotide binding. The transcript has 9 exons. Gene Ontology annotation, cellular component: nuclear exosome (RNase complex); nucleolus. The record is from RefSeq and is a predicted model, not a curated record.